AAGAAAUUUAUCAAUUUACGUAGUAAAUCUCAGAAAAAAAAAGAUAAUUGUUGUAUAUAUUGCGACCUUGCCCAUAGAUAAGAGUGUUUCUGUUUUUGUUAUCAGUCAAAGCAAGAAGGUGUGGGUGGUUAAAUAUAACAAUGCUUACACGAGCACAUCCGACAAAUCUUGAUCAAAAAUCGCCGAAUAUCUAAAAAAGCAUGAUGAAUAGUUAAAAAGCAUAUAUAUGUAUAUGUGAGAGAUUUCAGCAUGAGUGUUGGGUUUCUCUGAACAGUCUCUAUGGCUAUAACUGCGUCUGUUUAUCUUUCAGUUCCCUCGCGGUAUUCCAUCGUGAAGGCACGUUUCGGACAAGGUCUUAAAAAUCGAACAAAGAGAUAUAAAAAAAUAAUAAUUUAUCAAAUAUGUCGCAAUCGCAGACUAAUUCAGUUAAUAGUGAAGUAAUUCGUCCUGAUUGGUUGAAUGAGGAAUUUUUUGCUGAAAUUUAUGCCAAGGAUGAGCAUUUUAUUGACAAAAAGCUCAACAUAAAAAUUCUUAGUUGUUCAUCCGUCGUAGAAGUCGGAGAUAACUACACAUCAACUAUGUAUCGUGUUAAUGUUGAAGCAACUACUGAGGAUUCCGAUAAACCUCAUUCGGAAAAUUUUAUUGUCAAGGCUAUGAUUCACUCUGUUCCUGCCCUUAAGGAAUUUAGUAUCUUCCCUAUUGAGAUUGAGGCUUACCAACAAGCUCUACCAGUCAUGGAAGGUUACUGGAGGGAGAUUGGGCAAAAUAUAACCUUCGGCCCAAAAUGUUUACACAUCAUUACAGAUCCCAACGAGAUCAUCGUAUUGAGUGAUUUAAAGGUACAGGGCUUCAAAAUGGCCAAUAGAUUUGAGGGCCUAGAUCUUCAACACUCAAGACUUCUUCUCUCCAAAUUGGCCAAAUUCCAUGCAACAUCUGUGAUCUUCAAAGAGAAAAAUGGAAAGUUUGGACCUAAGCUUAAUCGGUUGGUUUUCGACCCACAAAUGAAGAAAGUCUUUGAUACCUUCACAACCUCAAACUACCCGACCUUGCUCAACUUGAUUGAAUCUUCUGAAGAUUUGAAACCAUUCUACGACAUUGUCGAAAGUUGGAGGCAUAACAUGUUUGAGAGGAUCCUCAGGAUAUCAAAUGUACCUGAAGAUUCAGAUGAUUUCUGCGUUCUAAAUCAUGCAGAUAUGUGGGUUAAUAAUCAUAUGUACAAGUAUGAUGAAAAUAAUUCUCCCACUGAUGUGGCUUUUAUUGACUUUCAAAUGACUCAUUGGGGCAGACCAGCUGUUGAUAUAUUAUACUUCUUGCUUUCAUCAGUUCGACCAGAAAUUCUUGUGAAAGAGUUUGAUGCACUUAUCUACCACUAUCAUGAGAAUUUAGUAGAGACACUGAAAUUACUUGGAUAUCAAAAAACACCGCCAAUGCUCAAAGAUAUUCACAUUCAAAUACUUAAAUGUAGCUUCUAUGCGUGCAUGUGCCUAACUGGAAUUACAGCAGUAGUCCUUAUGGACAAGAAUGAGAAUGCAACCUUUGAGAAUUUCUUCGAUGAAGGAAAUGGCGGGGAACAAAUGCGAAAAAAGAUGUACUUCAAUCCAAGAUAUGAAAAUAAACUUCGCUAUGUCUUGCCAUUCUUGGAGAAAAGGGGCAUGCUAGGGGCUGAAAAAAUUCCAGAUUCUGAAAUCAUUUCCAUUGAGGAAAAUGGCAAUAGCGAAGCAGUUCCAGAAGUAUCAAAUACAGGAACAACUAAUGCAGAAGAAACUACUGCAGCUCCUGAAGAACCAUCUAGAGUUACGCUUGAAGAAGCAAUUAAGGAAGACGAAAAAUUAAUCGAAAAUUCUAACAAGUUCAACGGUAUCCAAGAGAAUGGUCUAGAAACAAAUCCAGAAGAUAAGAUUAGUCCAACGCCAAAAGACGUCAAAGAAACAAAUACACUAAAGGAUGAUAAGGAGAAUGAUACAAAAGAGCCAGUGGAAGCCGAUGACGUACAAGAUACAGCAUUGUAGUUAGAAUUUUCAAUAAAUAAAAGAAACGGUUGAAUUUA
Messenger RNA from Phlebotomus papatasi, 2047 nucleotides. RefSeq lists its product as uncharacterized. The record is from RefSeq and is a predicted model, not a curated record. The transcript has 5 exons. Lineage: Eukaryota; Metazoa; Arthropoda; Insecta; Diptera; Psychodidae. Bases 402 to 2009 code for a protein of 535 amino acids.